This is a messenger RNA of Schistosoma turkestanicum, 1051 nucleotides long. NCBI's taxonomy places the organism in Eukaryota, Metazoa, Platyhelminthes, Trematoda, Strigeidida, Schistosomatidae. The record is from the annotation of a GenBank genome assembly.
UGAAGAUUGAACAUUCAGGUGAUAAUUUGACUUAUAACAUUACCAAGCAAUGUUUAGGAAUCAGUAUGACCAUGAUGUUUCUAUCUGGAGUCCACAAGGACGAAUUCAUCAGAUCGAAUAUGCUAUGGAAGCUGUAAAGCAAGGUUCAGCAGCAGUUGCUCUGAAGAAUUAUGACUACGCCAUAAUUGUUGCCCUAAAGAGAGCACCUUCCGAGCUCUCUUCCUACCAGGAAAAGAUCAUUCACAUAGAUGAUCAUGUAGGCGUAGCGAUUUCGGGUUUAACUGCUGAUGGUCGGCUUCUCAGUCGUUCAAUGCGUCGUGAGUGUGCGGACAGCAGAUGGGCCUUCGAUGAACCACUACCGAUUUCACGUCUUCUUUCUAAGAUAGCUCUUAAGAUGCAAGUACCUACUCAGAGAUACGGUCGACGACCUUUCGGAGUUGGUAUGCUAGUCACUGGUUUUGAUGCAUUGGGACCACAUGUUUACUACUUGUGUCCAUCUUCAAAUGCAUAUGAUUGUAAGUGCACAGCUAUUGGUUCUCGUUCUCAAUCAGCUCGUACUUACUUGGAACGUCAUUUAGAUAAAUUUAAAGGUUCAUCUUUGGACGAGUUAAUUUGUCAUGGAUUAAAAGCUCUAAACAGUACAUUACCAAAUGAAGUUAGUUUGAAUACAAAAAAUUGUUCACUUGCUAUAGUUGGAAAAGACAUGAAUUUCACUAUAUUUGAAGAUGAUAAUAUUGAACCGUACCUACAAUUAUUCGAAGCUACUCAAUCGUCUGAUGUACUACUACCACCAACUUCCGGCACUGUCCCCGACUCUGGCCCUGUGCCAAUGGAAGAGGAUCAGUCUACACUGUAAUCGAUGAUAACAUAUACAUGUACAUGUGUGUGUAUGUGUAUGUUCAUUGUCUGUGUGUGUGUGUGUGCACCGAUAGAUAAUCCGUACAGUUUCAUACUGAUGCGUAACUUGUUUUAUUUUGUAUUUUGUAUUUGUAAAGGAAAAAAAAUAACACACUACAAGGAGUGUUGAAAUAAAGUUGAACUAUGAAAUGCA